UGUGUGAGAGAGAGAGAGAGAGAGAGAGAGAGAGAGAGAGAGAGAGAGAGAGACGUGAGGCACAGAUUACGUGGGCUUCCAUCACCUUCCUGCUCGACCGCGAGGAAAACAUCGAAUCAAACUCCCACACUCCCUCCCAAUAUCAGCCCGUUCUUGACAGCAUCAAAGCAAUGAACUUGCGUUCGUUGACGAACUUGUUCAACACAUCAGGCAGCGCGCGCGGCCCUUGUAUUUUUUUAUUUUUUUUCGUAACUUGGUCCUUUUCGGUCGUCCCAUCAACGGGCAUUCGACAGGAAGCAAUAGCAAAACUAUAUCGGUCUUUCUGGAUCUUGGGUUCAAAGUUGUAAACUACUUUUGUGACGAAUUGUGACAGGAACGCUUCGCCCUCCUCGGUCUCGUUCGUCUUCUGUCCUUGCCUUCCUGCGCCGUUUAUGCCCUACCGGACUACCGUGCCAUUGUUUCCCCUCCGUGCUUCAUCAUCACAAUUUUCCUGUUCUCUCCCGCUCUUGGCCCUUGACCAGCACAAUGCCUGUUCCCUUUGUGAACAUCUCCGUGCCACCUGAGAUGCCUAGUUUUUCAUGGAUCGUUCGAUGGAUCUUCCUCCUCCUCCUCC
Colletotrichum phormii is the source of this 613-nucleotide messenger RNA. RefSeq lists its product as uncharacterized. Lineage: Eukaryota; Fungi; Ascomycota; Sordariomycetes; Glomerellales; Glomerellaceae. The coding region runs from base 171 to 347 and encodes 58 amino acids. The record is from RefSeq and is a predicted model, not a curated record. The transcript has a single exon.